AUGGCUUCUGUCGGCAACAAUGCCUUUCCACAGUCGGAGCGGAACAUUUCGAUUGAUCCUCUCUCUCGGGAGGGGAAUGCGAACAGUGAUAACAUCGACUCGAACACUGCUGACCCGGAACUACUGGCUGGCGAAGUGCCCCAAGACGAUGCGCCAGAUACCAGCCUUUUCGAGGAGAGUGAGGUACCAACCUCGACGAAUUCACCGGCGAGCACACCCCGCGUAUCGAGCAAAAGACGGAAAAGAACCGUCGGCGGCAAAUCCAAGCGUGUCCGUACGGGCUGUCUGACAUGUCGCGAGCGCCAUCUGAAAUGCGACGAGACUUCGCAUCGGUGUCAGAAUUGUCGCAAAUCAGGGAGAAUAUGCAGGCGUGGCGUCCGUUUGAAUUUUAUUGAUACACAGACUGUGGCGCCUCCACACUGUGUCCCUCGUCCUCCCGGUGCAUCCGUCACUUUUCGGGAUGAGUCCAGAGUUAUUGCGUCGGAGUAUGUGGGUGGAGCCGAGAGAUAUCCCCCUCCGGGAAUGGACCCUCCUUUGGAAUUGGCUUUGCCGUCAGAAUAUCCCUCUCUGAUAAGUCCUCCGGUACCUCUGAGCAUGCCUUCGCUUUUUGGAAUCACUGAAACUUCGCUGCCUGACCAAAGCGGUAACUUCAAUGAUCAUGCGCUCUCAACGGAUUAUUCUGUCUUCCCUGAUCAGAGUGCUUCAUACGCUCCAUUCAAGUCCAGGAAGGUCGGAGCAACGGACUCGAAUGACCGUGUAUAUCUCAGCGACCCCGAAGACAUCUUGCUGUUGCGGGUCUUCGUCGAGGAGGUGGGGCUAUGGAUGGAUUCUAUGGAUGCAGUCAAGCAUUUCACCCAAAUCCUGCCAUUUCACGCAUUGGAGGAGCCUAUGCUUCUAAAGGCGUUUAUGGCAUGCGGCGCUCGACAUCUGUACCUGGUCAAUCCUGCAUACGGCGAAGAGAAGGCGACAUACUUUCAUGACAUAGCUUCCCGAGACCUGCUCCGCUCCUUGCAAGAUCCAGAACGUGACUCUGCACUGUGUGCUACAACCGCUAUCGUUCUCAACGUGUACGAAUUAAUGAGCUCCCGCUCGAUUCAUGAAAUGAAUCAUAUUGCAGGGGCAAGAGCACUCAUUAAGGAAUGUCAAUGGGAUGCAAGAUCGCCAGGCUUGGGCGGUGCCUGCUUCUGGCUCAACGUUGGCAUGGAGCUGCUCAUCUGUAUGCGCUACAAUUGGACCUUGGCCUGGGAUCCUGAUACUUGGGGUGUAAAGAUGACUAUGGACCCAGCGGAGCCCAGCAUCGCGGGCAACGAAGAAAUGUGGACCCAUCGUAUGGUUUAUAUCUGUGCCAAAGUCGCUAAUUUCCGAUCUUCUGUAUCUCACUCUCAGGCCUUGAAUAGUCCGCCAAGUAACUUCCACGAGGAGUGGAAUACAUACAACGAUUGGUGUGAUCAGUGGGCGAAAGCUGCACCACGAUCCAUGAUGCCUGUCGGCUAUCUUCAUCCGUGGCAAACCAGGUCUAAAUCACAAUUUCCUGAGAUCUGGUUGAUCAAACAAUCCGCGAUAGUCGCUCGAUUAUUUUACCAUGUCACACGGUUGAUGCUCGCCAGAAUUCGUCUCUCGCCAUCCGAAUUCAGCCCCGAAAUGCAGCACAUGCAGCUUCAUGCGCAUGAUAUCUGUGGCAUUGUGGCGCACGUCAAAGAUCGCGGCAUUGCUGGCUUGUCCAUCCAAUUUCUAGCUGUUGCGGCGGAGUGCUUGGUGACGAAGGAGGCUCAAGAAGAAGUGAUCGAGAUACUCGACAGGAUCGUCAAGGAGACCGGCUGGCGCGCUGAACAUAUCCGGAACGACCUUCAGCAAACCUGGGGUUGGCAAAUUCCUCAUCAACAAGAAGUUCUAUCUGUUUCCACCGAGACCAUCUCUCUACUCGAUGGUCACAACCCUUUGGCAUCCGAUACGGCCGACUUCCGAUGUUCACCUGGUGCCAUCAAUCCGAUCAUGGCCUAUGCCGAUUUCUCAAUGGAAAAUCACCCUUACCAGGAAUACUAUGUUGCGCCUCAUCAUCCUAUACAUGACUUUUCGUACAAUAUGUUCUGA
Messenger RNA from Aspergillus thermomutatus, 2091 nucleotides. Its product is annotated as Zn(II)2Cys6 transcription factor. The transcript has 4 exons. Gene Ontology annotation, molecular function: DNA-binding transcription factor activity, RNA polymerase II-specific; zinc ion binding; transcription cis-regulatory region binding. Gene Ontology annotation, biological process: positive regulation of transcription by RNA polymerase II. Bases 1 to 2091 code for a protein of 696 amino acids. The record is from RefSeq and is a predicted model, not a curated record. Gene Ontology annotation, cellular component: nucleus. Lineage: Eukaryota; Fungi; Ascomycota; Eurotiomycetes; Eurotiales; Aspergillaceae.